Messenger RNA from Stylonychia lemnae, 834 nucleotides. The record is from the annotation of a GenBank genome assembly. Lineage: Eukaryota; Ciliophora; Spirotrichea; Sporadotrichida; Oxytrichidae.
AUGAGAGCAUUUAUCGGUGAUGAAAUAGUAAGCAAUGGUCAUGCAUUGUUCGAUAAUGGUUAAGUCAGAGAUGGAUAUAUUUUACACUUGGAAUAGCAUUUAGAUAGGAUGUACAAAGGUGCCAAAAAUAUCAGAAUGGAUUCUAAUAUGCCUCAUACUAGAGAUGAGAUUAGAUAGAUAGUCAAGAAUGUAGUGGCUUUGUCGUAGAGUAGAAAUUGUGCAAUCAGAUAUUUCCUCAGUGGGGGUGUAAAUGGAAAAGAACCCUAAUUCUACAUUAUUCUUGAAGAAGGAGUUCCUGUGAAGCCAAUUGAUGGGACUAAAGACUUCACAUUUGUGAAUCCAUUUGAAAAGGAUGAGCUUAUGAGAAUGAAGACUACAAAUAACAUUGAGCUAUGCACUUUCAAAAAGAUCAUCAGUGAGAAGAACAAAUUAGCUUUUGGGAUUAUCUAAAGAUCUGAUCAAGCCUUAGAGGUAUAAAACUACUUACAAACCCUAAAUGAUUCGAUUCUUAUAUUGGCUAUUAGAGACCAAGAAAGACUUAAUUUUCAUUUUGAAGGAGGAGUUAAGAGAGUAGAUGACGAUAAAUUGCUUUUGAUUCAGGAACUAUCUCAAAGAGGCCAUGCUAUUCAUGACAAUCAAAAAAUAGUGGUCUUUAGGGAUGAUGAAAUGACUGAAUUUGUGACUAACUUUGUUGGGUUAUUCAGAUUAGAAGAGUCACGAGUAUUUCAGAUCAGUUCAAUUAAUGAAACUCAGCUACCUCUGGAUGAGGAUACUUAUCAGAUUUUAAAUGAUGCUUGGACUUAGGUCUUAUCUAGAGAUAUCUUGAUUAUUUGA